Ceratotherium simum simum (southern white rhinoceros) is the source of this 977-nucleotide messenger RNA. The record is from RefSeq and is a predicted model, not a curated record. Lineage: Eukaryota; Metazoa; Chordata; Mammalia; Perissodactyla; Rhinocerotidae.
CCCGUGCUGUCCGAGUGUCCCGCCGCUCCAUGUCCCGGCUGCUGUCUGCCCCGCGGGCCGCCUCGGGCGCCCCGGUCCGGCCCGCCACCGUGCUGGGCGCCAUGGGGAUGGGGGGCAGCUUGGACGCAGCCGCCAGCGCCGCGGCCGUGCGCGCCUUCCUGGAGCGCGGCCACACCGAGAUAGACACGGCCUUCUUUUACACCGACGGCCAGUCCGAGAGCAUCCUGGGCGGCCUGGGGCUCGGGCUGGGCGGCGGCGACUGCAGAGGUAAGGUGGAAACGGAGCUCUUCCCCUGCCUCAGGCACUUUGGAUUGAGGUUCUACGCCUACAACCCUCUGGCUGGGGGCCUGCUGACCGGCAAGUACAAGUAUGAGGACGAGGACGAGAAACAACCUGUGGGCCGCUUCUUUGGGCAUAUGUGGGCUGAGUUCUACAGGAAUCGCUACUGGAAGGAGCACUACUUCAAGGCCAUCGCCCUGAUGGAGAAGGCCCUGCAGGCUGCCUAUGGGACCAGCGCCCCCAGCAUGACCUCGGCCGUCCUCAGGUGGAUGUACCACCACUCCCAGCUGCAGGGUGCCCACGGGGACGCCGUCAUCCUGGGCAUGUCCAGCCUGGAACAGCUGGCACAGAACUUGGCAGCGGCUAAGGAAGGGCCCCUGGAGCCAGCCGUCGUGCAGGCCUUUGAUCAAGCCUGGCACCUGGUUGCCCAUGAGUGUCCUGACUACUUCCUAGACCUCUCUUGACUUGAGGUGGCCGAGGGACCCUCUGCCUGUCACCUCUUUCAUUCUCUCACCCUGGUUGGUUCUGGCAUUAAGCUACUUUAGCCUUUCCUCAUCAUCCCAGUUCACAAACUGUUUAUUUCCUAUAUUCUUGCAAUACUCUCAGUUGCCCUCAUGAUGUGAAAAGGCCAGGGCUGUGAUCUACUCGGUGUUUCCUCUCUGAAUAAAGCAGGCACUUGAUGUGGCCGUAGCCGAGGC